AUGGCUAGGAGCAAGAGAAAAGCAUCAUACCGCCGCCUCAUUCUUGACAACACCGAGGACAUCGACGAUUUUGAACCCAUGGAAGAAGAGACCACGACACCGCUUGCAACCAAAAAUACCGCCGGUAGUUCCAAAGCCGAGAGUGUUCUUGGGCUUCCCACAUCCAAAGGCUGGAAAAAUAACGGUGACGGUGUUUGGCCCGAUAUUCGUGUAGAGGUUCCCGAAUAUCCAGGUGGGCUGAAUUUGCAGCAUAGCAUAGAGUACUGGCUGACUUUAGAUCUCUUGAGCUCGGAAUUCGCUGAUAAUAAUUUGAAAGGGCGCAGUGCAAAGCGAGUAAAGAACGCUAGUGAAGCCGAUGUUAUUUUUGUUCCCUUUUUUUCGUCAAUAAGCUAUAACCGGGGCUCGAAGUUGAAGCCUGGUCAGGAAAGGAGUAGUAAUAUUGUAUUGCAGGAGAAAUUGGUCAAAUAUUUGACGACCCAGGAGGAAUGGAAGAAAACCGGGGGAAUUAAUCAUGUGAUUGUUGCUCAUCAUCCGAAUAGCCUUUUGAAUGCAAGGAUGAAGCUGUGGCCCGCGAUGUUUAUUCUGGCGGAUUUUGGGAGGUAUCCCCCGACCAUUGCAAAUGUCAAGAAAGACGUUAUUGCUCCUUACAGGCACAUUAUCAGGAAUUACGUGAAUGACUCGUCUGAUUUUGAUAGUCGUCCAACCUUGUUGUAUUUUCAAGGAGCUGUAUAUAGAAAAGAUGGAGGAACAAUCCGGCAAGAGCUAUACUACAUGCUACAGAACGAGUCAGACGUGCACUUCUCUUUUGGAACCUUCCAGAACCACGGGGUCCAUCAGGCCUCCAAAGGCAUGCGCUCGUCCAAAUUCUGCCUCAACAUAGCUGGCGACACCCCCUCGUCUAACCGUCUUUUCGAUGCCAUUGUCAGCCACUGUGUGCCCGUCAUCAUAAGCGACGAUAUUGAACUUCCCUACGAAGACAUUCUCGACUACUCCGAAUUCUGCGUGUUUGUCCGGACUUCAGACGCCCUAAAGGAAAACUUCCUGCUCAACCUCACAAGGAGUGUCGAUAAAGAGGAGUGGACGAGAAAGUGGGACCGACUGAAAGAGAUCGAGCAGUUUUACGAGUAUCAGUACCCUUCGAGAGAGAACGACGCCGUUCAGAUGAUCUGGCAGGCGAUUUAUAGGAAGGUUUUUGCAGUUAGGAGGAAAAUUCACCAGGGCAGGCGUUUUUCGCGAACAAGUGUUGCAAUGGAGAGGCCUAUGGGGUCAGUCCCCAUGCCCAAGGAGUUUGGACGGUAA
Messenger RNA from Striga hermonthica, 1299 nucleotides. Lineage: Eukaryota; Viridiplantae; Streptophyta; Magnoliopsida; Lamiales; Orobanchaceae. The record is from the annotation of a GenBank genome assembly.